AAGUGGCACGUUAAAUUUGCAAAUAUUAUGAGCAAUUAAAAUUAAUAUAUGGACUAAAAAAGAUACAUAUGAGAUAAUAACUAACAAACAAAAUGUCACAAAUAUUUAUUAAACUGCUCGAUGAAGUACGAGCAAUGAGAUAUGAAAAAGUUGAUAACAACCCAGAUGAUUAUCGUUUUUCUUUAGAAGAUCCAAACGACACAAAAAGAAAACUGAAAUACCUUGAAAUGCAUCAAAAGAAAGCCGAAGAUUUCAACAAAAGUAAAGAAAUAUUGGAUUGCAUUAGUCACAAAGCACUUGCAUACUUCAAGCUUAAAAAUUUUGAAAAAUUUGAAGAGUUAACUGUUCUUCAACAUCAAAAAAGUAUUGAAGAAAAAGAUGACAUGAGAUUGAGACAAGCGCUAUCAAACCUUGGUGUUAUAUAUAAAAUGAAAGGCCAAUUUGGAAAAGCAUUAGAAAAUUAUAACAAAGCUCUUGAAAUGGCUACAAAACGAGGUGAGCAAUGGUGCGUAGCAAGAUUAUAUAACAACAUUGCUAGCGUUCAUGAACUAAUGAUGAAUUAUGAAAAAGCCAUAGAAUUUUAUCAAAAACGUUUAGAGGUUGCAAACAAACUAAAUGACUUGGAUGGAGCAAUGAAAGCAAACCUAAGUAUGGGAGGUUUAUAUCACACAAUUGACAAUCUUGAAAAAUCUAUUGAGUGCUAUGAGGCAGUUCAAGGAAUUUUGCGCAAAAAAUUAAAAAACUUUGAAACAUUGGCUGAUGAUGCUGCAGGUUCCGACGAUGACUAUGUUGAUUUGGGUCCAGAUGAGGAGGAAGAAGAAAAAAAUGAAGAAGAAAAAGAUGAGAAAGACGCAAAGGGAAAAACCAAAAAAUGUACAAUUUCAUAAAAAAGUUGAUAAUUGAGUAAAAAAGCAUACCUCAGUUUGACAUCUUGAGUAAACGAUAAAGGAUUUCGAUUAGGAUCUGUGUGAGGCAACCAUGAAUGAAUACCAUAAAGACUAUUUGAAUGGAUGCUUAAUAAAGUAUCAGGAAGAGAAAGAUAGAGA
Messenger RNA from Hydra vulgaris (swiftwater hydra), 1046 nucleotides. RefSeq names its product tetratricopeptide repeat protein 28. NCBI's taxonomy places the organism in Eukaryota, Metazoa, Cnidaria, Hydrozoa, Anthoathecata, Hydridae. Gene Ontology annotation, biological process: cilium movement. Gene Ontology annotation, molecular function: protein binding. The record is from RefSeq and is a predicted model, not a curated record. Gene Ontology annotation, cellular component: cilium.